UCAGAUAUGGCCCCAUACUAUGAAGCACUCUGCAAGCCGCUUGACUGGCAGAUGGACAUGGAGCUGUUGAAUAAGAUGAAAAAGGCGAAUGAGGAAGAGUUGAAACGUCUCGACAAUGAACUGGAAGAUGCUGAAAAGAUCUUGGGGGAGAGUGAAAUCCGUGAUGCAAUGAUGGCCAAGGCUGAGUACCUGUGCCGAAUUGGGGACAAGGAAGGAGCUCUGACUGCUUUUCGUAAGACGUAUGACAAAACUGUGGCACUGGGACAUCGUCUGGAUAUUGUGUUCUACCUUCUAAGAAUUGGUUUGUUUUACAUGGAUAAUGACCUCAUCACACGGAAUAUUGAAAAGGCAAAAAGUCUAAUAGAGGAAGGAGGAGACUGGGACAGGAGAAAUCGUCUAAAAGUCUACCAAGGGCUUUACUGCGUAGCUAUUCGAGAUUUCAAACAAGCAGCAGAACUCUUUCUUGAUACAGUUUCAACAUUUACAUCCUAUGAACUUAUGGAUUACAAAACAUUUGUAACAUAUACUGUCUACGUCAGUAUGAUUGCAUUAGACAGACCUGACCUUAGAGAGAAGGUUAUUAAAGGGGCAGAGAUUCUGGAAGUGUUGCAUAGUUUACCAACUGUACGACAGUAUCUCUUUUCACUCUAUGAAUGUCGUUAUUCAGUCUUCUUCCAGUCAUUAGCUAUUGUAGAGCAAGAGAUGAAAAAAGAUUGGCUGUUUGCUCCCCACUAUCGUUAUUAUGUACGGGAAAUGAGAAUCCAUGCGUACAGCCAACUCCUAGAAUCCUACCGGUCACUGACGCUAGGGUACAUGGCAGAAGCUUUUGGAGUCGGUGUAGAAUUCAUAGAUCAGGAGCUUUCAAGAUUUAUUGCAGCUGGGCGACUGCAUUGCAAAAUAGACAAAGUAAACGAGAUAGUCGAAACUAACAGACCCGAUAGCAAGAACUGGCAGUACCAAGAAACCAUCAAGAAAGGAGAUUUGCUGCUAAAUAGAGUUCAGAAACUUUCCAGAGUAAUUAAUAUGUAACGCUUUUUAAAAAAUAACGGAAUGCAAAAUGUAGAUGUUUAAGACCAUUUUGGAAGUAAUGUGUACUGUAUGAGUUGAUAUGCGGUAGCUAAGAAAAUUAUAAGUGAGAAGUAGGGUUUUUACAGUCUGCUUCAUUAUGUAAACAACUGAACUGUAUAAACGUUACAGUCAUGGUUUCAGAUCCCAGUUCAUUAAAUAUAUAAUACAGUGGGAUGUAAUGUGCUAUGUUCAUGUACAAUGUUCAGUAUUUUGUUUCAUAGUAAACUAUUAUGUUUAGAAAGCAGGGCUAAUAUUUGAGAGAGAUAUAAAAGAACUAGUGACAGUCCCAGAAUUACUCAUGGGACUUGUUCAUUUGUGCCUAAGAAAACUAGAUAGUUUAACAGUAGAAGGAAAUAGUUACAUUAUAGUAGUACCCAAAGGCUUCUAUAGGGUUUGGGGCCCCAUGGUGGUGGGCACUAUACAGAGAGAUCCCCUAUCCUAAAGGGAUUACAGUCUAAAGACACUGACAGACAAAGAGUAGAGGGUAUACCGCAGCACACACCCUAACCAAUAUGGUACAGAAUGUGCAUAGCUUUGUUAGUUACAUAGAUUGUAGCUUUAAUUGAUUAAAGUAACAUUGCCCUGAAAAUGGUAUAUUUGCUAGCUGCCUACUAAUGCUAUAUGUGGCAAAGAACAUUGAUCGGUUACAUUAUCUGAGCAUUACAGUUGGGGUUAACCACGGAGUUAGAUUUCCAGGUUUCAGAAUGAUGGUAUGAAACAGUGGGAGACACUAAUGCCAUUUGAUACAUCAAUCAGCAGUACAAAUCACACACGGUAGAUAGCCCUGGGCAGUUGCGGAGAAAAAGAAAAUUUUACUCUGGUUCAGGAGUUGUCCCAGUGACACACAGUUCUGUCUUUAACAAGAGCCUCCAGCAGCUGCUUCCACCGUCCUUGCUUGAGUUGGAUGGCUCAGAGCUUUCUCUAAAAAAGAAGAGCUCUCAAGUGCAGUGAUAUUAGCUGAAAUUCGAUUCAAAGUGCUUGGGAGCUACACCUUUUUACCUUGCAUUCAUUGCUGGUCUGAUAUCUGCUAGGGAAGAUGCUCACCCGUGUGCUGAUGGGUAUCAAAACCCUUAUCUGGGAUGUAUGGAAGGGAGUGCAGGUGAAUGGAGGAUAGAGGACCAUAAUUACACUCUAUCUCCAUGUGCCAUGGGGGACUCUGGGCAUCUCCCUAUGUCUGAGUAACUACCACUUUGCUGGCCUGCGGAGGUUAGCACCCUUAGCCACAAGCUCUGCAGGCGAGGGGUCACUUUAUAUCAUGAUGCUGUAGAUCACUCUUCACUGGAUUGUUCUGGAAUUCAUGCUCUAGGAAGUUGGGUCAUCCCCAUCCCCUCCCCCAAAUACCUGAAUUUGUAAUCAGCUGGUUGGGAAAGACAAGGUGGCCAGCUCACCCAUCACUUUUUCUAAGCAAUACUAGUGUGGGCAGUGUUAAAAAAUGAAAAAUAUUUCACACACAUUCCCUGUUUAAAAAAAAAUCCUGAUCUUCAUUAAUUUGCCUUGCGUGGUCUGAAUAAUGGAGGAGAGUGUUGAGAGUUCGUUGCUGUGGCAUCAGCUCAAGCGGUUAAUUACGUGUUGGGACAGUGGUAGGUGCUCUCCCAAUAAUUGCUGUGUUUACAGUGCUGGAGUUUUCAUUUGAAUCCAGAUUCUCUUUUCAUUGUAUUCGCAAGCCUCCCUUUAAUACAGUAUUUCACUCA
This is a messenger RNA of Terrapene triunguis (Three-toed box turtle), 2759 nucleotides long. RefSeq names its product proteasome 26S subunit, non-ATPase 6 (gene PSMD6). The coding region runs from base 7 to 1029 and encodes 340 amino acids. NCBI's taxonomy places the organism in Eukaryota, Metazoa, Chordata, Testudines, Emydidae. Gene Ontology annotation, molecular function: protein binding. The record is from RefSeq and is a predicted model, not a curated record. Gene Ontology annotation, cellular component: proteasome regulatory particle. The transcript has 7 exons. Gene Ontology annotation, biological process: proteasome-mediated ubiquitin-dependent protein catabolic process.